Messenger RNA from Plectropomus leopardus (leopard coralgrouper), 3672 nucleotides. RefSeq names its product Ras and Rab interactor-like (gene rinl). Gene Ontology annotation, biological process: vesicle-mediated transport. Gene Ontology annotation, molecular function: small GTPase binding; guanyl-nucleotide exchange factor activity. Gene Ontology annotation, cellular component: cytosol; endocytic vesicle. NCBI's taxonomy places the organism in Eukaryota, Metazoa, Chordata, Actinopteri, Perciformes, Serranidae. The record is from RefSeq and is a predicted model, not a curated record.
AAGAUCAUAAGAAGGCAAUGAGCAACUUUACAAAAAAAUGACCAUAAGUGGUCAAGUAGGCUAAUACUGCUGAGGGUUAUUAGUUGGUUUUGCACUCUGGUUUUGCUUCACUGGGGCCAUAUGGAUCAUAGCUGUUAUACAGCUCAUGGUGUUGGCAGGAAAUGGUUGAAACAGAAAGCUUGACUAUGAUGCAUACAAAAGAAAGACAGAGAGUCUUCUUGCCACGGAAAUGCUGACCAAUCAACAACACCUCUAUAUGCGGUUAUCCGGCAAAUCACCCUACAUGUACAAAAGAUUUUCAGCUAAUAUUUUCUGCAAAUUGACAUCUCUAUCUAAUGGAUUCAGCAGAGUGUGUGCAUCUGUGUGUUCAUUUCUUCCACAGCUGCAAGAUAAAAUCUGUAAAGAGCACGGAUAAUCUCAGAGUUGUGGUGAAAUACCAAUCUCUGUUCCCAACCAUUCACCAUUUCAGAGCAGGAGACGGAGAAGCUGCUGCUGCAAGAGAAAAAAAUAACCACUUGUUGCACUUUAGAGAACUUGUCUUUUCGGUGUUCACCCGUGCAUAGAGCUGGGUUAACCACACACAGACUUAAGGGGAGGGGAGGACCAAGAAGGUGGGAGAUCAGCUGAACUGUUUGACAUGAAAACUGAAAGUGCAAUAAAUGCCAGCAUACGCAGUAGAAAGAAGAACGUGGCAGCCAUGCGACAGUCACCUGAAUUUUGAAAUAUUUAGCAGAAUACAGCAGGAACCCUCUUGAGGAUGUAUUUCUGAGGAGGAUGUGAGCUUCCUAUUUUAGCCCUGUUGGUAUUUUGAGCUCUUAAGCAACACCUUGCAGAUAGGAAGAGUUCAAGAAGAGAAGAUUGCAACAUGUGGAUGAAUUUGCCAACAGAGUAGAGGAGAGAAAAUAUAUGAACUAACUGAGGCAGACCAACACAUGGCGUUCCACAGUCCAGUUAAUGGUACAACAGCCAUCCCGUGGAGGAGCAGCAGGAGGAGACUGUCUUUGCUGGAGCAACUGAAGGGGUGUCAAGAGGCCUGGUGCCCCGGGGCCCCCUGGGACAGAGAGGGGGCCCACACUGCUAUCUGUGGAACACCUGCUGGGAGUUUCCUGGUUGUGCAGGACUCUGCGACGUCUCAGCCCAGCCUGCUGUGUGUGUCUGCUGGAGGAGAAAAUGAAGCAGUUGUUGAUUAUAAUAUCAAAAGCACAGGGAAAGUCUUCCAGUUGUCUGAAUCUCGUCUGUCGUUCUCUGACUUAACUCAGCUCGUGCUCUUCUACUCUCUGACCAGGGAUGUGUUGGCUGUGUGUCUUUCCAUUCCUCGCUGGAUCUACAGUGUAACCGAGAAGAACAAAGAUCGUCUUUCUAAACUUGAACCCAAAACCUGGCUUUGCACACCACCUGACCAACAGCCUGAUGAAAUGACACAGAGCGAGCCAAGCAGCGUGAUGUGCUCCAUACAGCUGACUUCCACCAACGGGGCGCUGUGUAUCAUUAAUCCUCUCUACCUUCGUGAACAUGGAGAUGACUGGCUGACCCACAGAGCGACUGAUGCACAAUGCACCACGCUGUCAUCAACUUACAGACGAGAGCGGCGCCUCAGCACCACCAGAACAUGGGCAGGGGCGGGACUACAGAGCAAACGAGCCAUCUCGUUGGACCAGGAGCCCUCUGCUGCCAGUACGGAGACUUCUGGUCUAAUCAGAGCCCAGUCAGCUGAUUCGCCGCGUGGCCCCCCGACCCCAUCGACACCAGCUGCUCCAGCAGAGGUGAUCCUCAGGAGGCCCAGCAAAGAUUUGGCCUCCAGCCCCCCUCACAGAGCGAGCACAGAGAGCCUGUCUUUAUCUAUUACAUCCACCCCUGGAAGUUUAAAUUCUGCAGCGUCUGAGCUGCAGCCUCACGGCAGCCCGGUGCCUCAGUCUCCUCACAGAGUGUCCUGGAUUGAAGAUGGAGUCUGGCUGCCUCCGCCGCGACCGUCCUCUUUGCUCCACCCUCCAUCGCUGGAGCUCGACUCGCUGUCGAUAAGCAGCAUAGAGGAAGAGCAGGAGUCCCAAACGCCAUGUUCUGUCCCACACCACCCGUCGGCGCACCGGUUGGCUGACAAGGUCUUGUAUCGCCUCUCAGCGGUCGGGCAGGCUCUCGGCGGGCUGGUGAGUACGAAGAAGAGACUGAGCAAUCGUGUGCAGGAGCUGAGCGAGCGGAAAGGUUCGGCUUUUGCGGAGGCUGUGAAAGGAUUUGUGGAGAUGACGCUGAAGAAAGGGACUGAUCCCGGCGGGGUCACGGGGUCAGAGUUCUUACAGGAAGUGAGGUCAUCGCUCUCGUCACUGAGGGACACGCUGUUGGACUAUCCAGAGAUCCAGACAUUGUUGGACAGCAUCACUGACAUGAACGAUGCAGAGAUCGACUCUCUGGUCGAGCUUUCCCUCCACAAGGUGGCUCUGAAACCCGUCUCUGCUCACCUCUACUGCUGCAUUAAUCAAUCGCGGACCAAUGACGGCAGCUUUGAGCGACUUCAGAGCAACCUGCGUGUGCUGGAAAAGAACGAGGUGGAGGAUUUAGGGGGGUCGGCAGGAGUUGGAGUUCCCGACUCUGUCACCCUUGAGCGGAUCCAGCAGAGGUGGACUAGUAUGCAUGAGGCCUACUCCCCGAACAAGAAGGUCCAGAUCCUGCUCAAAGUCUGCAAGAGCAUCUAUCACAGCAUGAGUGCUAAUGCUAGUUCAGACAAAGUGUUUGGAGCCGAUGAUUUCCUGCCCUGCCUCACAUGGGUGCUGCUCCGUAGCGAUGUGGUCACCUUACACAUAGACACAGACUACAUGAUGGAGCUGCUGGACCCCACACAGCUGCAGGGAGAGGGUGGCUACUACCUUACAACUCUAUACGCCUCUCUGUACUACAUCAGCAGCUUCCAGCCUCGACUGGCCGCGCGUCAGCUCAGUGUGGAAGCCCAAAACUCUCUUAACCAAUGGCAUCGCAGGCGCACCCUGCACUGCAACCAAUCACGGCGCAGCCAGAACCGACGGACCAUUCGCAGGCAGACGUGUCGAGAGAGGGCCGUGCAGAUUUCUGACAAAGCAACUGGGAGAAAAGAGGGAAGUGGGACAGAAUGUGAAUCUGUUAAUACUGAUGAGUCACAGCGGCAGACAGAAAGCAACACAGAGGCUCUGCAGCCGCUGGGGAAAGACAUGAGCGGAGGACAGGAACCUGAGGACGAGUCACAGAUUUCCACUCCUGCGUCAGACUGUCAUCAGCAAGUCAUAAUGAGGAGCAAACAGAAAGAUGGACAGACUUUAAGUACAGUUGGAGAAGAGGACCUAGAAGAACUGUAAUGGACAGAAGAAGAACGGUCCAAUGCAAAUCAAAGACUGUUUAUAAAGAUGGAUGACAUGCUCCCACUUACCCCCGCUAUGCUUCAGUGAAGAUGAAAUAUCCCAGAUACGGGUGCUGCACUGGUGAUGUCAUUCAGAGCCAGAGACUGCUCUGUAGCGAUAUCUGUGGUGGGGGAGUUCCCGCCAAAACUCCUGUCCUAUCAAUCACGAGCAGCCCAAGUGCACGCAUUGGCUGUCAAAGUUGUCAAUCAUGGGGGAAAAUCCACUUUUUGUAACAAUAAAUAACUCAUUAAAACCAAAGUUAUCAUAAAAACAAACACUUAAUAGUAAUAAUAAAAAUAUACUUUAUUUA